AUGCUCGUCAAAGGCGGCUCUGGCACGGUCAAGGCUGGCUUUGCAGGCUCAGAUCAUCCUGCAUGCUUCUUUCCCGCCUAUGUCGGACGACCCAAGCACACGCGCGUCAUGGCAGGCAGCGUCGAAGGCGACAUCUUCAUCGGCAAGCGGGCACAGGAGCUUAGAGGUCUCCUCAAGCUCAAAUACCCAGUCGAGCAUGGCAUUGUGACCGAUUGGGACGACAUGGAGCGAAUAUGGAAUCACAUCUACACAGAAGAGCUGCGCACGCUCUCAGAGGAGCAUCCUGUCUUGCUGACCGAAGCUCCUCUCAAUCCCGCAAGCAACCGAGAUGUGGCGGCGCAAGUCUUUUUCGAAACCUUCAAUGUGCCCGCGCUCUUCACAUCGAUACAAGCUGUUCUUGCUCUAUAUGCGUCCGGGCGGACGACCGGUAUUGUCUUGGACUCGGGCGAUGGCGUGACGCACGCAGUACCCGUCUUUGAAGGCUUUAGCAUGCCCCAUGCGAUACGGCGUGUCGACAUCGCCGGCAGAGAUGUGACAGAGUACCUCCAGCUAUUGCUCCGGAAAGGCGGACAUCAACUACAUACAUCUGCGGAGCGCGAAGUCGUGCGAGUCUUGAAGGAAAAAACUUGCUACAUCGCCCUAAAUCCGCAAAAGGAGGAGAAGGAAGCCAUCUCGACUGGCCGAUCGGAAAGCUACCAAUUACCAGACGGUCAGAUUGUCAAGCUCGGCAGCGAACGCUUCAGAGCACCCGAGAUACUUUUCAACCCAGAGCUCGUCGGGCAGGAGCAUGCGGGCAUACAUCAGAUCAUUGUGGAUUCGAUCAACAGGACAGAUCUCGAUCUGCGCAAGACUUUGUUCUCGAAUAUCGUCCUGAGUGGCGGCUCGACGCUCACAAAAGGGUUCGGCGAUCGAAUGCUUGCAGAAGUGAAGAAGCUGGCCAUGAAGGAGAUCAAGAUCAAGAUAUUCGCGCCGCCUGAGCGGAAAUACUCAACCUGGAUCGGUGGUUCGAUUCUGGCAGGCCUGAGCACUUUCAAGAAGAUGUGGGUCUCAGCCGAUGAGUAUCAAGAGGAUCCUGGGAUCAUCCACAAGAAGACGUUUUGACCGAUUGCACAAGCAGUUAGCAACAACAAUUGUUGUACAAUAACUCGGGAGAGGACUCAAAAAAGGGUGCUAGCCUUUCGCGGCAAGGGACGCAUAGGACAAGGCUACAAAGGCCUCUGGCUCGCGCGUCACUUGAACUCCC
Molecule: messenger RNA, 1243 nt
Organism: Mixia osmundae IAM 14324
Lineage: Eukaryota; Fungi; Basidiomycota; Mixiomycetes; Mixiales; Mixiaceae
Exons: 10
Coding region: 1-1101 (366 amino acids)
Source: RefSeq, a predicted model, not a curated record